Lynx canadensis (Canada lynx) is the source of this 12314-nucleotide messenger RNA. RefSeq names its product E1A binding protein p400 (gene EP400). The transcript has 55 exons. The coding region runs from base 297 to 9749 and encodes 3150 amino acids. Lineage: Eukaryota; Metazoa; Chordata; Mammalia; Carnivora; Felidae. Gene Ontology annotation, molecular function: ATP-dependent chromatin remodeler activity; ATP binding. The record is from RefSeq and is a predicted model, not a curated record.
CCUCCCGCGGUCCCGGAUGCGCCUAGCGGAGCGGCGCCGCCUCGACCGCCGCCCCCAGGCCUCAGCCGGACGCGGCCGGAGUGCGGUCCAGCCUCGGGAAAUCACGUCAUGUCAGUGACCUGCGGUACAUGAUCCUCGAGUCUGGCCGCUCCUUGGCGUCUCUCGACUGGUCCUGGUGUGGGCAUGUCACUAGCUUGGUCCCUGCGUUGCUGAGGCUCCGCGUGUGGCUGCUCCAGUGCCGUGUGCCUUUGCCAGGUGAAGGAGAACCUUAAGUUGGAUUAAAAAGGGGGGCGAUAAUGCACCAUGGCAGCGGCCCUCAGAGCGUCCAGCACCAGCUGCAGAGGCCCCGGGCCUUCGCCAGCAGUGAAGAAGAGCAGCAGGCCCACCCAAAUCCACCCCAGUCCCCGGCCACACCCUUCGCGCCGUCGGCCAGCCCGUCCGCGCCUCAGUCGCCCGGCUACCAAGUGCAGCAGCUGAUGAGUAGGAGUCCCGUGACCGGGCAGAACGUGAACCUCGCCCUUCAGAGCGUCGGACCAGUGGUGGGGGGAAACCCCCAGAUCACGCUCGCCCCUCUGCCGCUCCCCAGCCCCACUUCUCCAGGUUUCCAGUUCAGCGCCCAGCAGAGGCGGUUUGAGCAUGGCUCUCCGUCGUAUAUCCAGGUCACUUCGCCACUGUCACAACAGGUGCAGACUCAGAGCCCCACCCAGCCCAGUCCCGGGCCGGGGCCGGGCCUGCAGAGCGUUCGGGCAGGCACCCCCGGCCCCGGCCUGGGCCUUUGUAGCAGCAGUCCCACCGGGGGCUUCGUGGACGCCAGCGUACUGGUGAGGCAGAUGAGCUUGAGCCCGUCCGGGGGCGGGCACUUUGUGUUUCAGGAGAGCUCGGGCCUCGCGCAGAUGGCUCCGGGCACCCAGGUGCAGCUGCAGCACGCGGGGGCUCCCAUCGCGGUCCGAGAACGGAGACUGUCACAGCCCCACGCGCAGUCCGGGGGCACCGUCCACCACCUGGGACCUCAGAGCCCUGCGGCCGCGGGCGCGGCCAGCCUGCAGCCCCUGGCCAGCCCCGGCCACAUCACCACCGCGAGCUUGCCCCCCCAGAUCAGCAGUAUCAUCCAGGGGCAGCUGGUCCCGCAGCAGGUGCUGCAGGGGCCGCCACUGACCAGACCCCUGCUGCCCGGGGUUGGGGUCGGGGUCGGGGGGGCUUCGGCCUUUGGGAUGACGUCCCCACCGCCCCCCACGAGCCCUUCCAGGACCACGGUGGCCCCGGGCCUCUCCAGCCUUCCUCUCACGUCUGCGGGGAGCGCGGGGGUGAGGAAGGCUCCCAAGAAGUUGGAGGAGAUUCCCCCGGCCUCUCAGGAGCUGGCCCAGAUGCGGAAGCAGUGCCUGGACUAUCACUACAGAGAGAUGGAGGUGUUGAAGGAGGCCUUCAAGGAGUACCUGAUUGAGUUGUUCUUCUUGCAACACCUCCAAGGGAACAUGAUGGACUUCUUGGCUUUUAAGAAGAAGCAUUAUGCUCCGUUGCAAGCUUAUCUUAGGCAGAAUGAUUUGGACCUGGAGGAGGAGGAGGAGGAGGAUGAGGAGGAGGAGGAGGAGGAGGAAGAAAAGUCUGAGGUUAUCAACGACGAGGUAAAGGUUGUGACAGGAAAGGAUGGGCAGACUGGUACUCCCGUUGCUAUAGCAACCCAGCUUCCGCCAAAUGUUUCUGCUGCUUUUUCAUCCCAGCAGCAACCGUUUCAGCAGCAAGCUCUCGCGGGGGCCCUUGUGGCAGGGGCCGGAAGUGUGGGCGAAGCGGACCCCUUUAAGAGGCAGCAGGCGGGGCCCCCAGCAGAGCAGUCUAAGAGGCCUCGGCUUGAAGUGGGCCACCAGGGGGCAGUUUUCCAGCACCCGGGGGCGAAUGCAGGCGUUCCUCUUCAGCAGCUAAUGCCGACAGCUCAAGGAGGGAUGCCUCCUGCCCCUCAGGCCGCUCAGCUCGCCGGACAGAAGCAGAGCCAGCAGCAGUACGACCCGACCACGGGGCCUCCGGUGCAGAACGCCGCCAGCCUGCACACCCCGCCGCCGCAGCUCCCCGGCAGGCUGCCCCCGGCCGGCCUCCCCGCCGCGCCCCUCCCGCCGGCGCUGCAGUUUGCUCAGCAGCCGCAGGCGGUGGAGCCCCAUGCGCAGCUCCAAGUCCCGGCCAAGGCCCAGCCGCCGAGCGCCCCUGUGCCCGCGCCCCCGCCCGGCCAGCUGCCCGCCCCACCGCCGCAGCCCGUGCCGCAGGCCCUGCACACCCCGAUGCCCGGGAAGGCUCAGAUGCAGGCCGCCCCGCUCUCCCAGCCGCAGGCGGUGGCGUCCACAAGACCACCCGUGGACCCCGCCCAGCCUUGUCAGCGGCCCCCAGCAGCUGCCUCUUCUACCUCGUCCCUCGCUCCCGCCAGCGGCUCUGGCCCAUCGCCAGCACGGGCCUCCACAGGGAACAGACCCUCCUCAGCAGCCAGCAAGUCACUGUCUCCAGUCACCUCCCGGUCCCCAGGGGCAGCCGUGUCAGCACCCCCGAAACCGCAGAGCCCAGCUCAGAACGCCGCCCCGCCCCAGGACAGCUCUCAGGAUAAGCUGGCAGAACAGAUAGCACUGGAGAACCAGAUCCAUCAGCGCAUCGCAGAUUUGAGGAAAGAAGGCCUGUGGUCCCUCCGGCGACUGCCCAAACUGCAGGAGGCCCCGCGCCCCAAGUCGCACUGGGACUACCUGCUGGAGGAGAUGCAGUGGAUGGCCACGGACUUCGCCCAGGAGAGGAGGUGGAAGAUGGCCGCAGCCAGGAAGCUCGUCAGGACUGUGCUGCGCCAUCAUGAGGAGAAGCAGCUUCGUGAGGAAAGGGGAAGGAAGGAGGAGCAGAACCGAUUGAGACGAAUUGCUGCCUCGACUGCCAGGGAAAUAGAGUGCUUUUGGUCAAAUAUUGAACAGGUCGUGGAGGUGAAACUGCGAGUGGAAUUGGAGGAGAGAAGGAAGAAGGCCUUAAAUUUGCAGAAGGUUCCCAGGAGAGGAAAAGAGUCGAGACCUAAGGGGCUUGAUGUUUUGCCAGAAGCUUUUCUGGAGUCAGCACUGUCUGGAAGGAAAAGAAAAGCUAGCACAUCCCUGACCGAUGACGAAGUGGAGGACGAGGAGGAGACCAUAGAAGAGGAAGAAGCCAACGAGGGGGCCGUGGACCACCAGGCAGAGCUGUCCAAUUUGGCCAAAGAAGCCGAAUUGCCCUUAAUCGAUUUGAUGAAGUUGUACGAAGGAGCUUUUCUGCCCAGUUUCCAGUGGCCGCAGCCGAAGCCUGACAGUGAGGAGGCGAGUGAAGAAGAAGAUGUGGAAGACUGCCCGGCUGAGAGCCGGAAGGACGUGGUUCUCAUCGACUCGCUGUUCAUCAUGGACCAGUUUAAGGCUGCAGAGAGAAUGACUAUCGGGAACCCUCACACAAAGGACAUCGCGGAGGUGACCGCUGUGGCCGAAGCUGUCCUGCCCAAGGGCAGUGCCCGGGUCAGCCCCACGGUGAAGUUGAACGCCCCAUCUCUGUUGUAUGGCGCGCUCAGAGAUUACCAGAAGAUCGGCCUGGACUGGCUGGCCAAGCUCUACCGGAAGAGCCUCAAUGGUAUAUUGGCAGACGAAGCCGGGCUUGGUAAAACUGUACAGAUCAUUGCUUUUUUUGCCCACCUGGCUUGCAACGAAGGCAAUUGGGGCCCUCAUCUCGUGGUCGUGAGGGGCUGUAGCAUCCUCAAGUGGGAGCUCGAGCUGAAGCGCUGGUGUCCCGGGCUCAAAACCCUCUUGUACGUGGGCAGCCACCGAGAGCUGAGGGCAAAGAGACAGGAGUGGACGGAGCCCAACAGCUUCAACGUGUGCGUCGCGCCCUACAAGCACUUCUUCAGGGGCUACGCGUCCUUCACGCGGGUGCGGUGGAGGUGUCUGGUCAUCGACGAGAUGCAGCGCGUCAAGGGCAUGACCGAGAGGCACUGGGAGGCCGUGUUCACCCUGAAGAGCCAGCAGCGCCUGCUCCUGAUGGACGCGCCGCCGCACAACACCUUCCUGGAGCUGUGGACCAUGGUGCACUUCCUCAUCCCCGGCGUCUCCAGGCCCUACCUGCACCCGCCGCUCAAGGCCCCGAGCGAGGAGAACCAGGACUACUACCACAAAGUGGUCAUCCGCCUGCACCGGGUGACCCAGCCCUUCAUCCUGAGGAGGACGAAGAGGGACGUGGAGAAGCAGCUGACGAGGAAGUACGAGCACGUGCUCAAGUGCCGGCUGUCGAGCCGGCAGAAGGCCCUGUACGAGGACGUGAUCCUACAGCCCGGGACACAGGAGGCGCUGAAGAGCGGGCACUUCGUGGACGUGCUGAGCAUCCUGCUGAGGCUGCAGCGUAUCUGCAACCACCCGGGGCUGGUGGAGCCGCGGCUCCCGGAGUCGUCCUACACGGCGGGGCCCCUGCGGUACCGCUCCGCCUCCCUCGUCCUCCAGGCACUCGACGGAGACUCGCGGAAGGAAGCGGAUCUCUCUGUAUUUGAUCUUAUCGGUCUGGAGAAUAAAAUGACCCGCCACGAAGCGGAACUGCUGUGUAAGAAGAAGGUGACGCGGAAACUCAUGGAGGAGCUGUUCGCCGCGCCGCUCCCGUCGGGCAGGCCGGCGGCUCUCAGACUGAAGCCCAGCAGGUUGUUUCAGCCAGUGCAGUACGGCCAGAAGCCCGAGGGUCGCACCGUGGCUUUCCCCAGCGUGCACCCGCCCAGGACGGCGGCUUCCGCCGCGGCCACCGCCGCUCCGCAGGGCCACGUGCGAGGACGGCCACCGAUUGCUACGUUCUCUGCAAAUCCGGAUGCGAAAGUGGCGGCAGCCCCGUUUCAGACCUCCCAGGCCUCCGCCGGCGCGCCGAGACCGCCCGCCUCGACCUCCAGCGCAGCACCUAGCGCGGCCCAUCCUGCGAAACCGCGGGCCCCGCCCCCGCCCCCGCCCCAGGCCCCCCCGCACCCGGCCGGGCAGAGCGCGCUGCCUCCGGGGCUGGUGCUCACCUCACAGGCCCAGGCGCGCCUGCCCAGUGGGGAGGUGGUCAAAAUAGCGCAGCUGGCGUCCCUGGCGGGACCGCAGAGCCGAGUUGCCCAGCCAGAGACCCCCGUGACGCUGCAGUUCCAAGGGAACAAGUUCACCUUGUCGCAUAGCCAGCUGCGGCAGCUCACGGCCGGCCAGCCCCUGCAGCUGCAAGGCAGCGUCCUCCAGAUCGUAUCCGCCCCCGGCCAGUCCUACCUGCGGCCUCCAGGCCCCGUGGUGAUGCAGACCAUGUCUCAGGCGGGCGCCCUCAACGCCCUGGGAAGCAAGCCCCCCGCGGGCGGCCCGGGCCCUGCACCCAUGACACCGCCAGUUGGUGCACCUGGGCGAGUGGCAGUCAACCCCCUGGCCACAGGAGAACCUGGCAUGGCCUCAAAAGCGGCCUCCCCCGUUGGAGGGCCGGCCCAGGAGGAGAAGACCAGACUUCUGAAGGAGCGACUGGACCAGAUCUACUUGGUCAACGAGCGACGCUGCUCUCGAGCUCCCGUCUACGGCAGAGAUCUGUUGCGGAUUUGUUCUGUGGUCGGCGGAGAACAGGCACCUUGGCUCAGGGCUUCUGACAGCGGUCACCAGAAAGGGGUCGGGCCGGCCGGCGGUCACUCCUCACCCUCAAGCGGUCAGAGGGACCUGGUUUUGACACUGACCCAACGGCAAGCCUGCCUGCAGGACGUCAUCGACAGGGUGGUGUGUGUGAUCCCUCCGGUGGUGGCCGCGCCCCCCUCCUUGUGGGUGGCGAGGCCGCCGUCCCUCUACAGCCACAGGAUGAGGGUCCUGAGGCACUGCCUGCGAGAGCACACGGCUCCCUACGCACAGCAGCUGCAGCGCAUGACGGCCCUGCGCUCCCUGCGGUUUCCCGAGCUGAGAUUGGUGCAGUUUGACUCAGGCAAGCUGGAAGCUUUAGCCAUCUUACUUCAGAAGUUGAAAUCCGAAGGACGUCGAGUGCUGAUCUUGUCGCAGAUGGUUCUCAUGUUGGACAUUUUGGAAAUGUUCUUGAACUUCCAUUAUCUCACCUAUAUCAGAAUCGAUGAAAACGCCAACAGUGAGCAGCGGCAGGAACUGAUGAGGAGUUUCAACAGAGACAGGCGGAUUUUCUGUGCCAUUCUGUCGACUCACAGCCGCGCCACAGGCGUGAGCCUGGUGGAGGCCGACGCGGUGGUGUUCUACGACAACGACCUGAACCCCGUGAUGGACGCCAAGGCGCAGGAGUGGUGCGAGAGGAUCGGGAGGCGCAAAGACGUCCACAUCUACAGGCUUGUGAGCGGCAAUUCCAUCGAAGAGAAGCUGUUGAAAAAUGGAACCAAAGACUUGAUCCGAGAAGUAGCCGCUCAGGGCAACGAUUAUUCCAUGGCGUUCCUGACGCAGCGUACCAUCCAGGAGCUGUUUGAGGUGUGCUCUCCCACGGACGACGCUGGCUUCCCGGUGAAGGCGGAGGAGUUUGUCGUCCUUUCUCAGGAACCCUCUGCCACGGAAAUCAUCGCGCCCAAAAUUGCAAGACCUUUCAUUGAGGCCCUCAAGAGUAUUGAGUACCUGGAGGACGAUGCCCAGAAACCCAAGGAGGAAGCGGUGCCAGGGUCGCCCGACGGCGACGGCCCGGGGUGGAAGGAAGAGCCAUCGCAGCUGGAGGAGUUAGCAGACUUUAUGGAACAGCUUACACCUAUUGAAAAGUAUGCCCUGAAUUACCUGGAGUUAUUCCACACGCCCGCUGGCCCGGAGAAGGAGGGCAACGGCGAGGACGCCGUGCUGACCGCCGUGACGGAGUGGGAGGCGCGGAACGCCAGGGCCCAGCGGGAGAGGGAGGCGCGGGCGCUACAGGAGCAGGAGCACGAGCAGCUCCUCACCUACACGAGGGAGGACGCCUACAGUGCGGAGUACGUCUGUGAAGGUGCCGACGGGCAGAUGGAGGUCAUGCCGCUCUGGACGCCGCCCACGCCCCCCCAGGAUGACAACGACAUCUACGUGGACCCGGUCCUGUGUCUCACGUACGAAAGCACACCCAUCCCGGAGUCCAAGCUGCCUCCCGUGUACGUGAGGAAGGAGCGCAGGCGCCACCGCACGGACCCGUCAGUCGCAGGCAGGAAGAAGAAGCAGCGCCACGGGGAGCCCGUCGUCCCUCCCCGCUCGCUGUUCGACCGCGCGACGCCCGGCAUGUUGAAAAUGCGGCGGGAAGGGAAGGAGCAGAAGAAGAACAUUCUGUUGAAGCAGCAGACGCAGUUUGCCAAGCCUCUGCCAACGUUUGCCAAACCCACGGCCGAGUCGGGCCCGGACAACCCCGAGUGGCUCAUCAGCGAGGACUGGGCGCUACUGCAGGCCGUGAAACAGCUCCUGGAGCUACCUCUGAACCUCGCCAUCGUGUCCCCGGCCCACACGCCCAACUGGGACCUCGUCAGCGACGUGGUCAACUCCUGCAGCCGCAUCUACCGCUCUUCCAAGCAGUGCCGGAGCCGCUACGAGAACGUGCUCAUUCCGAGGGAGGAGGGCAAGAGUAAGAACAACCGUCCCCUGCGCACGGGCCAGAUGUACGCCCAGGACGAGAACGCCACGCACACCCAGCUGUACACGAGCCACUUCGACCUGAUGAAGAUGACGGCCGGGAAGAGGAGCCCCCCCAUCAAGCCUCUGCUCGGCAUGAAUCCCUUUCAGAAGAACCCCAAGCACGCCUCCGUGUUGGCAGAAAGCGGCAUCAACUAUGACAAACCGCUGCCUCCCAUUCAGGUUGCAUCUCUUCGAGCAGAGCGUAUCGCCAAAGAAAAGAAGGCGUUGGCCGAUCAGCAGAAGGCGCAGCAGCCGCCCGUGGCACAGCCCCCACCGCCCCCACCGCAGCCGCAGCCCCCGCCGCCCCAGCAACCGCCCCCGCCUCUGCCCCAGCCCCAGGCAGCGGGUGGCCAGCAGCCCCCGGGGCCACCGGCCGUCCAGCCGCAGGCCCAGGCGCAGCCCCAGGCACAGCCCGCGCAGCCCCCGCCGAAGGUGCCCCCGGCCAUCACGACAGUGGGCAGCGCUGCCGUGCUGCAGGCGGGAGCCAUUAAAACAUCCGUCACGGGGACAAGCAUGCCCACAGGCACAGUGAGUGGAAACGUCAUUGUGAACACCAUCGCGGGUGUCCCUGCCGCCACCUUCCAGUCAAUUAAUAAGCGUCUUGCUUCACCCGUGGCACCGGGAGCCUUGACCGUGAGUUGUCCCUGCGCACGGGGACCUUCGGUAGCACACCUCCGGAGGCCCUGCUCCCGCCCAGGUGGUCCACACCCAGCCGCGAGCGGUCGGCUCCCCGGCCACGGCCUCGUCCGACCUGGUGUCCCUGGCACCCACCCAGAGCGUUCGCGCGGUUACCUCUGUGACAGCCUCGGCCGUGGUCACUACCAGCCUGACCCCGGUGCAGACCCCGACCCGGUCUUUGGUGACUCAGGUGUCCCAAGCCGCAGGGGUGCAGCUGCCCGGGAAGGCCAUCACGCCCGCACACUUCCAGCUGCUCAGGCAGCAGCAGCAGCAGCAGCAGCAGCAGCAGCCGCAGCCGCCGCCACCGCCGCCGCCCUCCCAGGUUCAGGUCCCGCAGAUCCAGGGCCAGGCCCAGUCGCCGGCGCAGAUCAAAGCUGUCGGCAAGCUGACCCCGGAACAUCUGAUCAAAAUGCAGAAGCAGAAACUGCAGCUGCCCCAGCAGGCCCCCCCACCGCAGGCCCCGCCAGGGCCCCCACAGCCCGCCACACAAGUGCAAGUGCAGGCCCCGCCACCCACGCCGCAGCAGAGCCCCCAGCUGGCCACGGUCACGGCCCCGCGGCCCGGAGCCCUGCUCACGGGCACCACCGUGGCCAACCUCCAGGUGGCCCGGCUCACCCGGGUUCCCCCUUCGCAGCUGCAGGCGCAAGGGCAGAUGCAGGCUCAGGCGCCCCAGCCGGCCCAGGUGGCGCUGGCGAAGCCUCCGGUGGUGUCCGUGCCUGCGGCCGUGGUCUCCUCGCCGGGUGUGACGACCCUGCCCAUGAAUGUUGCCGGGAUCAGUGUGGCCAUCGGGCAGCCGCAGAAAGCCGCAGGACAGACCGUCGUGGCCCAGCCCGUGCACGUCCAGCAGCUGCUGAAGCUGAAGCAGCAAGCCGUGCAGCAGCAGAAAGCCAUCCAGCCACAGGCUGCCCCGGGCCCAGCGGCUGUCCAGCAGAAGAUCGCCGCACAGCAGAUCGCUGCUCAGGGCCAGCCACAAAAGGUCACCUAUGCCACCCAGCCAGCCCUCAAGACCCAGUUUCUUACCACACCCAUGUCCCAGGCCCAGAAGCUGGCCGGGGCUCAGCAGGUGCAGACCCAGAUCCAGGUUGCCAAACUCCCUCAAGUCGUCCAGCAGCAGACGCCCGUGGCCAGCAUCCAGCAGGUCGCCUCUGCUUCCCAGCAGGCUUCCCCGCAGACCGUGACCCUCACCCAGGCGCCCGCGGCCGGGCAGCAGGUGCAGAUGAUCCCCACGGUGACGGCGACGGCGCAGGUGGUGCAGCAGAAGCUCAUGCAGCAGCAAGUUGUGACGACCGCGGCGGCCCAGCUGCAGAGCCCCGGCGUCCCCAACCCGGCCCAGGUGCCAGCCAGCUCCGACAGCCCAAGCCAGCAGCCCAAGCUACAGAUGAGGGUCCCCGCCGUGAGGCUAAAGACGCCCACCAAGCCUCCGUGCCCCUAGUCCCGAGAGCGGGGCGGCCGCAGGGCGGGUCGCCGUGCACCGCGCCCCCAGCCAGAGGCGGGUAGACUGUCUGUCGUUGCACCUGGGGACGAUGUCAUUUGAGAUGUGCCGCACCUGCGGAGUUCUCCUUGAAGCGGAGCAGCGUGAUCAUUUCCUCCUGCUGCGCCGCCCCCGCCCCUGUAGUAUGUCGCCGGUCAAAAAAGUGACGGUGGCGAUUCCACCUUCCGGUUUCUCCUCGAGAGCAGUAGCACUGGGUCUUGAGGCCAUUUAGAACCUCCGUUAGCGCGCCGUGUCUCACGCAUCACGGUAGCCGCGUGGAGUGCGCGGUGGGUCGUAAAACACUUUCUGAAGCUGAACUGUGGUCUCUGACCGCGUCUGCCUCCGCGCGGGGCUGCACACCUAACUGAGGACCCGCUCCGGUCCUUGGAGAGGAGACAGACCGCCUGACGCAGCGCAGCUCAGACCCGAGAGGCCCAGGGUGCUCUCUUCUCUCCCUCCUGAGAGGGGGCCUGUUCGGACGUUUACGGGACGUUCUCACCACUGACCCCCAUCGGGCACAUUCGUGAAGUGUUCCCACGGUGUCGGCCGGAUACCGUCUCCGGUGGAACUUUCAUUCCAAAGAGCGGCCCGUGUGGCCUCCCCCAGGCCCUGCCCACAGCGUGACCGGUUUCCGUCCCGGCACUUCCAGGACACUUCCCGCUCGUGGAGGAAGCCCGUGCUUGGACUCCACGCGCCGCGGCGGCUCCGGCAGGCUUUGUGAGGCUCCGGUCUCGAACUGGUUUGGGGCCCGGAGCGCUCAGUGCGGGCGGGGGCCCGGUGAGAGCGGGGGUGCCUGGCAUCGCCCCCCUGGCUUUCCUGCCCGUCCCGGGCGUGGUCUGCCGCCGCGGGAGACCUCCUCGAGCACGGUGACUUCUUCGCGAGCCUGUAGGCGUUGCCUGCCGAAGCAGGCGCGGUCCACUCUUCACCCUGGGCUCGCGGCAGGUUCCGUUGCCCGCCGUGCCGGGGUCUCGUCCGUGAGCGCCUGCGCUCCUCGCGGUUCUGUGGAAAGCAGAGAACCUUCUGUGCAGGAUUUGGGGGCGAGGGGGUGGUACAGCUGAGGGGCAAAGGGGAGGCCCCGUGUGUGCCUCUGUUUCAUUUUUGUACUACAGCGAGAAAGCAGGAGUUUUUGCAGUGGGCUCGGUCGGCUGAUGACCUGUGCUCACCUGGCCGUUUUCACCCCGGCAGAAGCGCCCGCUCGGGGACCGCCUCUCUGCUCUGUCUCCGUGCCUCUUUUAUGUCACUCGGUCCAGGAAAUCCGGUUGUCUUAGGUCUGUGUGGGCAUCCUGAGGGCUUUUACCUGCUAAUUUCGCGUGUUCUCCCCUCGUUGUACCACUUGAAGUGACACAAAGGAAAGCGGCCCGUAUGUUUUUGUUUCCAUUCAGUGUACGUGGACGGUAAUACGGGGGCGUUUACCGAAGCGAGGAGGCAGCUCGUUGUUGAGCUCUGGGUGGGAAUUUGGAAAGGGACUUAGCAUUUCGGUUGACUCGAAUGUAUCCAAAGAGCCCUCUGCUCUUGUUUUCUUACAACCACGCUCGUUGGUUCAGGCGUGGCAGGUGCCGUCAGGAGGGACCACAGGGUGCUGGGGGUGCUCUGUGCAUGCUCCUUCUGUGCGUGCUGAGGGGAUUCCUGCCCCUCUUCGUCCCCAGCCGUGCCCCAGAGCCCCCUUGUCUUGUCGCAGCUCCUCCUUCGCACACCCGGUCCGCGUUCCCCUCGCCCUUCGUGGUGCUGGCAGUCUGCAUCUGGAGCAGGUGCUGGCUGCACCUUGGAGCGUCCCCGAGGCGGGGCUGCCCGGAUGGCGGUCCUCUGUUAGUCUGGACACCGGGAGAGAAUUCGGAGCGUCGCUCAGAACUGACCUGGGGUUCAGAGCGUUCGUGGCGUGGAGCCCCCGCCCUUUUCUCAGUGCGUGACAGGAGUCUCUCAUCUCUGAGGGGGUCUCCUUCGCGGGUCCCCUCACGCAGAAUACAGAGCAGGAGACGUGUUACUUCUCUUUUCCUUAGACGUCACCAGCAGCCCCGCAGCCCCCAGUGGUCAUUCCAGUAAACCUCCUCCUCCCGGUGUGUAGUUUCUCGGUCUUCUGUCGUGAAGGUUCACUGUCCGUGUUUCAGAACUGAGCACGGGUUGGGGAGGGGGGGGUGCGCAGACCUCAGGUGGUUCUGGGAGCGGAAUCCCGCACUGCCCGGGAGCCGGGUUCUUGCCCGGCCCGUAGUGACCGAGGACGACGGCAGCCAGAGCGCUGUCACGCUCCACCCGGCCGCCACCGGGAGCGGUUCCCCAUAUUCUUUACGAAGAGACGUUCGCUGCAGUUAAGGGCGGGAGGCUGUGUCUAAGACCCCGUCGGGAGCGGGAAGCCGGACCCCACGCUUGGCCGGAUCCGGUGCCCGUUGAGGCGGGGCUUUCCCGUUUGAGGUCUCCACCAUCUUCCGUUUCCUGUGUGACCAGACAGCCGUUGUGUUGUAAACUAUAAAGUAGGAAGACUGAGAUUGUAAAUAUUUUGUAAACACCACCAUUUGUACUUGAAUAGUAGGAUUUUAAAAAGGGCACCGGUAUCCCGCCAAACAAAAGGUGUAAUAAAAUGACCUUUUUAUAUGUUU